Papaver somniferum (opium poppy) is the source of this 1565-nucleotide messenger RNA. Its product is annotated as heparan-alpha-glucosaminide N-acetyltransferase-like. Lineage: Eukaryota; Viridiplantae; Streptophyta; Magnoliopsida; Ranunculales; Papaveraceae. The record is from RefSeq and is a predicted model, not a curated record. The coding region runs from base 79 to 1425 and encodes 448 amino acids. The transcript has a single exon.
UUGGCGCAGUAGACAUUCUUAUUCUUUCAUCUCUUCUUCUGAAUAACAAUAUUAAUUAGCAAUCAGAAAUUUGUGUCAAUGGCUGAUAAAGAUUUGUCAGUUAUGAAUUCUUCAACAUCGGUUCCUAAUGAUCAUCACUGCAUACACAUUCCGAACGAGUCAACAAUUAAUAAUAAUAGUGUUAGUAAUAGCAGUACUGAUGGUGGUACUGGUGGGAGAGGUGUUGCUUUGAAGCCGCCACGUCUGGUUUCUCUUGACGUAUUCAGAGGACUCACGGUGGCGCUUAUGGUACUUGUAGAUCAAGCUGGUGGUAUCAUACCUUCUAUUAAUCAUUCACCGUGGAAUGGUGUUACUUUAGCUGACUUUGUCAUGCCGUUCUUCUUGUUUAUUGUUGGAGUUGCUCUUGCUCUCGCCUAUAAGAAACUUCCGUGCAGAGUUGACGCAACUAAGAAAGCUGUGCUUCGGGCGCUUAAACUUUUUGUCAUCGGCAUUCUGCUUCAAGGCGGUUAUUUACAUGGUAUCAACAGCCUAACCUUUGGUGUUGAUAUUCAAAAAAUUAGGUUGUUGGGUACCCUACAGAGAAUUGCGAUAGCAUAUCUGUUAACAGCUGUAUGCGAGAUUUGGCUCAAGAGGGAGGGCGUUGUGAAAUCAGGACGAACUAUGUUUAAGAAGUAUAAAUUCCAGUGGAUAUUUGUUCUGGUACUUACGGUGACAUAUACUGCAUUGCUGUAUGGGCUACAUGUUGCUGAUUGGGAGUACCAAAUUCCUAAUGAAAACUCCUCUUUCUCUUCAAAUAUAACAUCGGUAAAAUGUGGAGUUCGUGGAGACACUGGACCUGGCUGUAAUGCUGUUGGAAUGAUUGACCGUAAAUUGUUAGGCAUUCAGCAUUUAUAUAAGAAGCCGACCUAUGCACGGACAAAGGAAUGCAGCAUCAACUCACCAGACAACGGCCCACUUCCACCCAAUGCACCUAGUUGGUGUCAAGCCCCAUUUGACCCUGAAGGAAUUUUAAGUUCUGUGAUGGCAGUUGUUACCUGCAUGAUUGGUCUGCAUUUUGGUCAUAUUAUAGUACACUUCAAGGAUCACAAGGAUAGGAUAAUAUCUUGGACGAACCCUUCAGCUGGUCUAGUUGUUGUGGGAUUCACUUUGGAUUUCUGUGGGAUGCACAUAAACAAAGCCCUCUACUCUUUAAGUUACACAUGUGUUACAAUUGGUGCCGCAGGCCUUCUUUUUGCCGCAAUUUAUGUGAUGGCUGAUGCAUUUAGUAUUAGAAUACCAACUCUGGUUUUUGAAUGGAUGGGAAAACAUGCUCUGGUGAUCUAUAUCUUUGCAGCAUGCAACGUUUUUCCUAUCCUUUUACAGGGUUUCUAUUGGAAGGAACCUGGAAACAGCUUUUUGAGAUUAAUUGGUAUUGGCCAGUCAUAAUCUGCUCACAGAGUAAAGGCAUGAGCAAAAAAGAGAAGCGCUGAGGAAGAUCCCAUCCACAUGAAGGCGGCCAUUGGCGCCAAAUUAUUCGUAGUAGUACGGGACAGGACCAGUCUGGUCUACCCAAUUAUAUAUGUAAA